AUGCUUUCCACUCCCAACAACUUAGAUUUGCCUGCUCAUGACUCUUCAGUUGAUGCUAACGCAGCUUCAUUUUCUUCAGCUCAAUCUAUUAUUAGCCAGAAUCCUUUGUCUUCUCUUUCUCCUGAUAGUGGGAAACUAAAUGAUACUCAGAUGUCUGUCUUGUUGACUGCGCUUGCGUUCCCUAUCUCUCUAGGAGGCAGGUACUCGUGGAUGGGUCCCUGGGGGCCUUUGCUUCGCUAUGGCACUUAUGGACGUCUUCCUGAAAAUCAAUUGGCUGUCCGUGAUCGGUUCCACGAUUUGCUGAUACGCGAAGCAGACAAACAACGUUCAUUAAACAUUAAUUAUGUAGAAGAGCUGUCUAUGUUUAUUGAAAAGACAGUGCGGAUUAAUGCUGUUUACCUCUUUACUCAGUUGCACAGGCUCCCCAAAGAGGAGCAAGCGUAUUAUCUUGACGGACUUGCUUUAAAGGUAUGCCAAGCUUGUGGAUUUUACUUAAUAAUAUCUAGUCUGCCCUGA
Messenger RNA from Protopolystoma xenopodis, 516 nucleotides. NCBI's taxonomy places the organism in Eukaryota, Metazoa, Platyhelminthes, Monogenea, Polystomatidea, Polystomatidae. The record is from the annotation of a GenBank genome assembly.